This is a messenger RNA of Pezoporus occidentalis (night parrot), 3743 nucleotides long. RefSeq names its product basic salivary proline-rich protein 3-like. The record is from RefSeq and is a predicted model, not a curated record. The transcript has 2 exons. Bases 2736 to 3416 code for a protein of 226 amino acids. NCBI's taxonomy places the organism in Eukaryota, Metazoa, Chordata, Aves, Psittaciformes, Psittacidae.
UUAUAUAAUGUACCCUUCAUUUUUUGUUUAACUUUCCUAUAGUGACCUGUCCCAUAACCUUGUAAUCCACUGUGGGAUAUUUCUUUCUGGCCUCUUCCCUUUUGUUAUGCCCCCACAGGUUUCCAGCUUAGAUGCCUUUUCCUUUUUUUUUUUUCUUCCUUAGUAAAUGCGUCUUUAAAAAUUAUUUGACCUGUUUGACUUAGAGACGUGCGCGGCCAUCUGUGGAUCGGGUUAGGCUUCGAGCUCCUACGUGAUUUCAUGAUCUUCCCAAAGCAACACCUGAAAAUUGAAAAUAAUAGUUCUUCCAUGUUGGGGGAAAAUGCUGCAUUAGCUGCGUUUGCAAAAGUCGAUGACUCCUACAUAUUGGUGUGUGCCUGUAAAUAUACAUAAAUUCGCGGGUUUAUUACCUCUUUGGGAGCAUAUCCUCGAUACUAGAAAAUGUCCCGGCACAACCGAGGUCUUGCCACCCUGUCUUGCUAAGGCUGGAUGUCGCUGGACAUCCUUUGGGAAAACCAAGGAGCAAGCUAAAGGACCUGCAGCACCUUGGCAGAAAGUGUGAGCCGGGGAGCGGUGGCUUUGCUUUUCCUGCUUCCCUGGGAGCGAGGGAGGCUCCUGGCAAACGCUGUCUUCCCAGUCGGAGACCGGGGGAAACGGGCUCCAGGCUUUUAUCAUAGAGCAGCUCUUCCCCGGGCAGAAGCCGGUUGUUUUCUCAGGCGUGAGCUUUGUAGGUACUGCUGAGCAGAAGCUUUGCAGAACUAAGGUAAAACCAGAGUAAGGGCACUGCUGACUCUUCACAGCCCUGAGCAGAGAGAGGGUCAGACCUGCCGAGCUCGGCGGUGCCUCUAAGCACCUCUGCGGGCAGAGACAGCUCUUCUUCAGUGUGAGCCCCUUUUUCCUUCAGUACCCAAGCAUGGGGACCUUAGGCUGGUAGAGAUGCAGAAAUGUUAAUCUCUAUCAUGUCUAUGCAAAGCUAUUAACGCUAUCGACUUAACUUUCUCAGCGAAGACAAAUGUACCAUAUGUCGAUGUGUAAACACUUUAGAGUAAAAUUAAAACCAGCUCUGUGCAAUUGUCACUGUGCUUGAUUCUAAUACAAACUAUCUGAUGUUCAUGUAGUUCGUCUUUCUAAAGGAUCAGACCAUCGACUUUGCUAAACCAGAGACUAGCAGUGGAUGUUGCGCGGGAGGCAAAUUGGGUUUGUAGGUUUGGUGAGGUCAAAGCCGCGGCAAAACCGACCUCGCAGUGUGCGGGGCUGGGAGUUGGUGAACUCUCCGUUACCCUCCAGAGCUUUUCCCUAAAGCCGAUGUCAUCAGUCUCCGGCGCAAAACGGUAGGAAGAACGGCAGCACGGCACGAGGGGAGCUGGGCUCCGUGCUCCGGCCCGCAGCCUUCGCUGGGACCCUCGGCGCAGCCGUUUACCGAGGGGAUGGGUGUGGGAAGAGGAAAGGAGAGAGGCAGAAAGGUCUCGGGGAAGGCAGCAACCACUUUUAAGUCCGCUGAUGAGGAAUUACUGCCGGGUAUCCUCCUUUUCCCCCCACGAGCAAUGCAAACACGUAUAAAGCUUACCAGCUUUCAGGUGUGUUUUAAAAAGCUGACCCCCCUCCAAGCCUCUUUAAGAAGCUCGGUUCUCCGGGGCGGAACAAACACCACCAAGUGCUCUGCGUGGAAGACAGGAGAUAGCAGCGAUUAUCUGGAGAGCCUUUCUAUUUAUCGGCCUCUACGCAGCGAGAUAGGGAAAUACAAAUGUUCCCGGACUUGAUGAAUGGCAGGGCUUGUGUGGAAUUACUGCAUUUUACAGGCCCCUUUACGGGAGAAGGAUACCGAAAUCAUAAUGGAAUUAAUGAGAUUUUACUGGCAAAAUUUGUAAACCCCAGGUUAUGUGGCAGCUUUAGCACUCGCCGCCCCAUUCACAUGCAUCUCCACGAAGGCACAAAGCCCCUGGAAACCCCAGCCCAGGCGCUGCUCGGCCGCGAGGUGGUCCGGGAGAGCAGAGGUUUUGCUGCGGGAGCAACAACAAGCCCCGACAAACACCACGGAGGCCGGGGAAGGCGUCCCCGGGCUGAGCCGUGCUCCGGCCCUGCCGCAGGAGCCCCGCGCUUCGCCACCAGCACCGGCUUCUCGGCGGCGCUGCUUGUUUGCUAGUUUAUUUUUUUUUCCCCGAGAAAGGGGAAUGACAGGAUGAAAUAUAAACCUAAGAUGUGAUGUACCCGAGUGGCCGCUGAAGGAGGGGGUUUAGCCAGGACCUGUUUCCCAGCUAAACUCUCUGCUGCUCUUUGGGGAAAACCAAAUGCAGGCUGAUGGAAACAUCCUGUUUUGAGGGAAAUGGACUGUACAGCCCUAUCUCGCUGCUCCGACACUACUAAUCAGCCUGGAAAAGCGCUACCAGCCCAAGUCCCGGGGAAGCGGCAACCGUGCAUCUGACACGUUUGCAAUUCAAUCCUGAAAGGCGGGUAGGAAAAUCGCUGCGCUCCGAGGUGCAGCGCCGGGGCUGCAGCGGCCUCUCCGCGCCCGUCCCCGCCUGGAGAGCCGCUGCGUUCCCCGCCUGCCGAAGGGGCGAGCCGCGGAGGGGAAGCCGACAGAUGUGGGCUGUGCAGAAAUCCGUGAAACAAGUGCUUUAAACCCUGGGGGAUUUCUCCUAAUAGCGAAAUCAGAGAGGGAAAAAUUUCAGGAAAGAGAAUAGCCCAAUAUAAGUUUCUAGAGUGGAAUUUACAUUUCAUCGCGAUUUGUAUUUUAUAAUAUGCAGGCACGUGCGCUCGGAAGGCGUUUCGGUGAAACGGCGUUUACGUUCCAGCGGCGGGGGAGACCCCGCGUCCCCAGGUCCUCUGACCAACGGGAGCAGCAGCGUGCCCCCCCCCCCCCCCAGCGCCCACCUCGGGGGCCGGGAUGUGGAGUUUGGCGAAGUUCACUGCAGCACCCCAAAUCCCCGAAGCUCCCUCCGGGAAGGGGCUGGAGGUGCUGGCUCCUGUUUAUUUGUCUAAGGGAGACGGAGGAGAGCGAGGCAGAGUGCCGUGCUGGAGCGCGGCGCUGCCGAGACGCCCCCCGCCCCCCUCGCCCGGCAAACGUGCUCCUCGGCAGGGCAGAGCACCCCGGGCCACCGAGGCCGUUAACAAAAGGGGGGAGCGGCCCCUGCACGUGUGCUGGGCCACGACAGGCCCGGCCCUGCGCCGGGAGAGUCGGCCGGGCCCGCUCCGCGCCAAUGCUUCCCGGGCGGCCAGGCCGGGAGAACGGGAUCACCGCCGUGCCGGGGACCCAGCGCUUCCUCGCUGCCUGGGGGGCGUCCAUGUUAGCGCGGCCCGCCCCCUCCGCGCACCCGGCGCCACCGCCCAGAGGUCACCGUGCUGGUGCCGGGUUCUCGCUACGGGCCACAUUAGCGGAGCGGCCAUUUACUGCCCCUGGAUUGCAGCAGAGACCGGGUUAGCCCAUAAAGCCAUUCACACUCAACAAUGGGGAUUUUCUCAACAAUUAACAAGAAACAACAUAAUAAAGCCAUUUACAAAGCCCUCGCUAUUUACUAUAAAUUAGCCACUCUUUAAGAGACCAGUGCGUAAUUUCACACGCUUUACAGCCCUGACUGCAUUUUAGACGCAAGAGCAAACAGCCCUGUUGCACUUUCUGAGCUGACCUCGCUCACUGUCCCUUCCCCGGGCCGGCUCCGCGGGGGCAGCGGGCGCACGGCCUCCGCCGAGACCCCAAGGCCUUCACCACGGCCCCGAGGCCUCCCCCGUCGCCGGGCUCGGCCGGUGGC